Messenger RNA from Phalaenopsis equestris, 1076 nucleotides. Its product is annotated as PHD finger protein ALFIN-LIKE 8-like. The record is from RefSeq and is a predicted model, not a curated record. Lineage: Eukaryota; Viridiplantae; Streptophyta; Magnoliopsida; Asparagales; Orchidaceae. The transcript is spliced from 6 exons. Gene Ontology annotation, cellular component: nucleus. The coding region runs from base 134 to 889 and encodes 251 amino acids. Gene Ontology annotation, biological process: regulation of DNA-templated transcription. Gene Ontology annotation, molecular function: transcription coregulator activity; transcription cis-regulatory region binding; histone binding.
CUGACUUUGAUCGACCAAAUUUGAUUCGAAUUAGGUCUUUACUUGGUCGCCGAUAACCGAUGCACUGGAAUCGCAAUCAGGAGGAAAGCAGGUUCUCGAGCUGACGACGGUAUUCUAGGGAGUGACGCUGCAAAUGGAUGGUGGGCCGGGUGCUUUCAAUCCGCGAACGGCGGAGGAGGUUUUUAGGGAUUUUAGGGGCAGGAGGGCCGGGAUGAUCAAGGCUCUCACUACUGAGGUGGAGAAGUUUUACCAGCUCUGCGAUCCUGAGAAGGAUAACUUAUGUCUGUAUGGGUUUCCUACGGAGACUUGGGAAGUAAAUUUACCUGCUGAGGAAGUCCCUCCGGAGCUUCCUGAGCCUGCUUUGGGUAUAAAUUUUGCCAGGGAUGGCAUGGAUGAGAAGGACUGGCUGUCACUUGUUGCAGUGCACAGCGAUGCAUGGUUAUUGGCUGUUGCAUUCUAUUUUGGCGCACGCUUUGGAUUUGACAAAGAAGCAAGGAAGAGGCUGUUUAACAUGAUUAACAGCCUUCCCACCAUAUUUGAAGUUGUUACAGGAACUGUUAAAAAACAGUCUAAAGAAAAAACUCCUAAUGGCAACAGCAAGAGCAACAAAUCUAACUCAAAGCCCACCUCUCAGACAAAGGCCAUGAAGGUGGAUCUCCCAAAAGACGACGACGAGAGCGAAGAAGAAGAAGAAGAAGAGGAUGACGAACAUGGGAAUACUUUGUGUGGCGCCUGCGGCGACAACUAUGCGAACGACGAGUUCUGGAUAUGCUGCGAUGUCUGCGAGAGAUGGUUUCACGGGAAAUGUGUGAGGAUCACGCCGGCGAGAGCAGAGCACAUCAAGCAGUACAAGUGCCCUGCUUGUAGCAACAAGAGGGCGAGGGCAUGAUGGAAGUUUAGUUUAGUUUUAGGUUUUGGGGGUUUAGAGCUCUGAUGAUGUAUGAACCAUUGCAGUUGCAGUUUGGACUUCUGAUUAUUGCUGUGCUUGGGCAUGUUAAUGAUUAUUGGUCUCUUCUGUGCUGAAAGCUUGUACUUUGUUGUUAGUCUUUUUAUUUCAUUCUGGAUUUAUCUUGGUU